GUCAUUUGUUGCAGGCUCCACAUCUCAUCAGUUUGACUCUGCAUCACACAUUCAUGGAAAGAGCAGAAUCAAGGAUUGACAGAAAGAAGUGCUCUGAAGGUUUGUUGAGAGACUGGUGAAUGAUGAUCAAUGCAAGCAUGAUAGGUUCAUUCACCUUGUUGGGAUUGAAGGACACUACAGCAAAGUACCGCCUGAUGCUUUUUGCUCUGACCCUGCUGUGUUACACUGUGAUAAUACUUGUGAAUGUGGCUCUUAUUGCUACUAUCAUAUUAGAGGAAAAACUUCAUAAACCCAUGUACAUCUUCCUGUGUAACCUGUGUUUUAACAGUCUUUAUGGGACGGCUGCUUUUCACCCUAAAUUUCUCUUUGAUCUGUUAUCCGGCACUCAAGUCAUUUCUUACGCUGGUUGCCUGCUGCAGGUCUAUUUCAUCUACUCCUAUGCAACUACGGACUUCUCCAUUCUCGCUGUGAUGUCGUAUGAUCGAUAUUUGGCCAUUUGCCGCCCUCUGGAGUAUCAUUCCAUCAUGACCAAGCAAAGAGUUAUUUUACUGGUGUGUUUCUCCAGACUGGUGCCAAUGAUCUGUCAAGCUGUUGUGAUGAUUAUGACCGCCAAACUGACUUUAUGUGGUUUCCAGAUAGAAAAACUGUACUGUGAUAAUUGGUCCAUCCUUAAGCUUUCAUGUUAUUCAAUAAUAUUAAAUAAUAUUGUUGGAUAUAUUGUCAUACUACUGUAUACUGGCCAUGGACUGUUUGUUUUGUGUUCCUACAUACAGUUGGUGAAGUUUUCUUUAAAGUAUCCACAACGUAGGAGGAAGUUUUUGCAGACAUGUGCACCUCAUUUAAUUUGUCUGAUCAACGUCUUAGUCACUCUUCUUUUCGAUGUCAUGUAUGCUCGGUACGGAUCCGAAUCAAUGCCGCAGAGUUUAAAGAACUUCAUGGCAAUUCAGUUCCUGAUAAUUCCCCCAAUGCUUAACCCGAUUCUUUAUGGUCUGAAUUUAACUCAAGUUCGCAACAGUUGCUUAAGAAUAUGUAAGUGCAAAAAGCAGAUGGAGGGAUCAGGAUAAUGGCCUCCCCUUUGAGAGAAAAUGUGUGAAAAUAUUUGUCUGAGAUCCCAAAAGUGCGAAGGUGAUGCAAUUUCUUCAUGCCUUAAGUGUUUGCAGUAGCUCUUUUUUCAUUAAGUUGUUAAAUGGUGUUGUAGAGCCCUGCUUUUUCACGCCACAAAUUUGAGGUUUUUUUUCAAAAGAGGGUUUUCUGGUAUUUGUUCACACAAUAAGUCAAUAUUCCAACAUAUUAAACAGGAAAUGUCGGUGAAAUGUUACCCCUCUAAAUAACAACAGAAAUAAACUAGGAUAUUACUGAAUAGCUAUAAAAUCAUGAGGGAUGAGUAAAACAUUUUAAACUUUAGUGUUUUUACUUGCCGUUGUGUUAAAUAAUAAAACUGGUAUGAAAAAUAUCAAAUGAAAACAAAAAAGUGUAACUGGAAAAAAGGCUGGUGUGUUAAUACAAAUACCUAAAACACAGCAGAAAACUCUUUUAAGCAUUUAUAGUGACUAUUUUUCACUAUGGAUGUCAAACAGAAAACAUUUGUAUGUUUUGCUUCUUCAGAUUUAUAUUCUUAGUUAAGAAACAAAUUAAUUCCUUCAUUUCAAGCCCACGCGACACUCAUGACAACUUAUUUGCCGUGGAGCAUUUAACACUUUUAACAUCAGAAACGGCCCAGUCCUGUACUAUACCCUUGACUUCUGCAUGAAUGCCAUUGUAAUUUCUGCUCAAUGUUGCUGCUGAAGUUAUCAUGCUCAGAAAUGAGUGAGCAUCCAGGGAAAAGAUGUUACUCUAAAGUCUCUCCAUUGUUUUCUGUAUUAAUGCUACAUU
Fundulus heteroclitus (mummichog) is the source of this 1872-nucleotide messenger RNA. Its product is annotated as putative gustatory receptor clone PTE03. Gene Ontology annotation, cellular component: membrane. NCBI's taxonomy places the organism in Eukaryota, Metazoa, Chordata, Actinopteri, Cyprinodontiformes, Fundulidae. Bases 120 to 1064 code for a protein of 314 amino acids. The transcript has a single exon. Gene Ontology annotation, biological process: G protein-coupled receptor signaling pathway. The record is from RefSeq and is a predicted model, not a curated record. Gene Ontology annotation, molecular function: G protein-coupled receptor activity; olfactory receptor activity.